AAUUUAUAUGACCACUAGUCAAAUCUACUUGAAUCUGUACCAUCUCCCGACCUCUCUGUGCUGCAGGACUGUACAAAGAAAGACUGCUUACCGCUACUUAUAAGGGACGAAACAGCCCACAUCUGCACAUCAUCCCUGUGGACAUAUCAGACACAAGUGGUGACGGCGCCAUUUUCUCGUGCAGGUCUCAUAUAUGCCAUCUGGGGACGAGUAUGCAUUCAAUCGGUUGGAAUCUGCAAGCUACGGAGGGAUGUGCGAUAGUCCCACGCUGGGUGCGUUUGCUGUAGAGACAUGGCCUCAGGAGAACGACGAGCAAGGUGAGCAGAAAAAAAAAGACUUUGCCUGUAAGAGAAUUUACAGUCGGGGGUUGGCGUCCGAGGUAUAGGACGCGGGCCCGGGUGGACCCCGGAGUUGGGCGCCGGGAAAUGAAGGGCGUCUGCAUUUGAGCGAGUGGUUCCCAUCGAGGGUUGGGUGUCUUCACGCUUGUACCCGUCCUCCUCGUUCCUCGCUGCUGUCGUCUGUCGCUGCUCUCUGCUUUGUCCCUCUUUGCUUUCGCGUGUUUUCAACACCUGUCUGUCAUUUAUGCUGGCGUUGACACCGUUUCACACAUACCAGGCUUAGACUAUUUGCGCGCUCAUCCAUCAGCUGCACUCCCCCCUUCUCCCCUCUCCCCAAGCAGAUCAAUUAUGCUCAAUCGACCUCGCGCACCGACUCCUUCUAAUAACCUUCAGACACAAGACGAAUGGCCAGCAGAGUAUGACCACCAGUACGAGCCGCCGUCGCCUUCUAGUGCCUACAUCGUAGACUCGCCAAGCAACCCUUUACCCUCUCCCUCCUCCCCUCCUUCACAUUUUCGUCAACCGCUCUCUCGUUCUGCCUCAGAGGAAGAAGAGUCGUCCUUUGUUUCCGACUCAGGUCAUGCUCAUUCGCCAGUACGUUCACCCAAGCUCCCUGGUCUCCCUGAUCCAUCGCAGUACCCCGAUCCCUAUCCGUUUCGACCACCUCAUUGGAUGCAUGGCGCAUCAACCCCUGCGCUGUCUACUACCGACUCCUCUUCUGCGUCGACACGUUCGUCUGCCUACACCAACUCGGCUCGGUCCGGCGAUUACGGACACGUACAUGUCGCAUUGGGUAAUGACGAGCCCGAUGUGGGUGUAGGUAUUACGACUGAUGAUGUCGUCCAACUUCUUGCUCAAGAGCGCGCCAAUGCUUCCUCUGCAUCUCAGAGCAAGCUUCCUGCGGAGAAUUCCCGUUGGUCCGACCUUUAUGCAAAUUCUACUCGGUCCCGUUCUUCAUCUGGACAUGGGAAGUCUGAUAGCGUGCAUGAGAAUGAACACCCUCCUCGUUUACGUACUACACCAAGUUUUGACGUUUCUUGGCAGGCGGUGGAUGAACGGGACGAGAUUGGGUUGACGAGCGAGGAUGAAACAGAUGAUUACGGGGAUGACGACGACGUCGAUGAUGAAGGAGACGAUGAGUUGCCUACUAGUGCCAUGAUCAUCGCUGAGGAGGGUCUUGGAGUGAUCGUGCAAGGAGGUAAUGUGCCCAUUCAUCAAAUCCACGUCAAGCCAGGUACAACUCAUCUGCUCAUUGGGUCUUGCAGUACACCGAAUGCCAUACCGUCGUUUGUAACUAACGCGGUACCGCAUAUCACUACCACCCUGCUUGCUCUAGACAUUUCAGCGAAUUUCUUGGUCGCACUUCCUCCGGCUUUGGGAUCUUGUAUCUGCCUCGAGGAACUGAAUAUUGCAGCUAAUCCUCUUCGAGCGCUCCCCGUAUUCUUGUCGAACCUCACGUCACUCAAAGUCCUCAUUGCGGAUUCGACCGGAUUGAGCACUUUGCCGCCGCAAUUGGGUGCUCUUGAUAAACUCCACAGUCUCAGCAUUCGCCGCAAUAAGAUGAAUUCGCUGCCGAGUUGGUUAUGUCUUCUGCCGUCCCUUGAGACUCUGCUCGUGGAUGGGAAUCCAUUCCAGGGCCCCUGGAAAGCUCUAGUUGAGCCUCUCCUUGCUAAAUCCCCCAUGUCCCCUCUUUAUCCACCAUCGACCCCUAUAUUUCCUCCGCCAUCUGCCAGCAUCCAGAGCACUACCACCGUAGAGACAGAUAUCGAUGAUAUGCCUGAUUCCCCUCCGACGGUGGACGGGGACACGCCCCCUUUCGUUCACAUCGAAGACGAAGAUACCAUUACACCUGCUCGCGCCCCGCAUCUUACACGCUCGAUCACAGCACCAUCUACCAUACCGCCCUCGCCCUCGCCAACGUCGCCUAGUCUCGCUCGUACACGCACAACACCUAGUAAGGCUUACUAUGACCGGAAUCGCGCAGCUAGUAAGUCUGUUGUUGAUACUCGUCGGGGACCUUUGGUGCCACCUAAAUCAGACGAGCAAUCUCUUGAUCGUGAGGUACGCAAGAUGAAGAGUGCUGGCGAGUUGAGAAGGAAUUUCGUGAACCCGCCGCCCGAUGCGCCACCUUCUCUGUCUACUUCUUCCUCGCCUUUACGUCCAGGGUUGUCUCGUUACGGAAGCUCGGCAUCUAGUUCGAAUCUACUGGCAGUAGGCACACUACCUGGUGAAUCCUCGGUACCGAAGCGAUUCGCCAGUUUAGGCGUUUCCGCUGCAUAUUCAUCACCUGGUGGCGGACGGAUGCGCCCUGGCGUCGACCCUACUCUCUGGGAUAACAUCUCUGGUGAUGAGGCAGAGGAAAGUCCACCAGUGCCCCCACAAAAGCCGUUGCCUUCUCCCUCAAAGUUGUAUACCGGGUCCCCGCCUAGACCCUUGAACGAUGCUCGAUCUCGUCCAGAGGUUCGUCCAGGUAAAGAGGAGAAAUCUGGUCGUUGGGGCUUCUUGAAGAAGAUGUCGAUGGGAAAGAUGAGAUCGGAGCCUCCUUCCAAUUCUCGUCCGGAUACUGCACAGGGCCGUCCAAUCUUGAAUGCACAAGCCAGGCCGAUGUUGACCAAGUUUUCUUCGAGUAGUCCUGCCUUCCACAACGAUCCACGACUAUCCACAGGCAUACCUCAAAUUGAUGUACGGAUCUCCACGACGGGCAUGUUGCUGAAUCCUCCUGGUACCCCAGAGAUGAUUCCACCUAGCCUGUCAAAGAAGCCGUCUAUGGACAUGCUGAAGUUGAGUCCACCUCCACCGCCUAUCCCAGAGAAACCCUCCAUGGAACAAUUGAAGCCUCCACCAUCUGCAUUCUCCAACAACAAUCUUCUCGUUCCGACACCAACACCUCGCGCAACGAAGCGUCGGAGCUUCCUCCCGAUAGACGUCGCUCCCAUUCCCAUUCCUGACGCCUCCUCGUUCGUCCCUAAUCUGACAGCGACCAGUGAUGCUGAUGAUGGUGUUGAGACCGCUCGCGCCCCUCCGCAAGCGAUGACACACGAAUCUCUGGAGCAGCUGCAUCGACGCGAAGAGGAGAAGGCUCGCGAGGCUAGGACGCGAGCCCUAAGGUCUGUCAUGGCAUACCUCCGGGACAUGCACGAUUUGGGGCUUUCUCAAUCAAAUACCCUGAGCAUCUACGGUGGUCUUGGAGACCCCAACGCUGGUGGACUUCGCUCUCGCCGACCUACAGUUGUGGAGAAUAAUCGACUGACCUCCGAGGGAUCAACUCACUCCAUUAUUUCCAGCCUUGGAUCAAGACCUGAGUCGUCUGUGCGGUCCUCGAGCAUGAGGAGCGGGACUACUACCCAAACCAACAGUGUUGCGACGACUGAUAGCAAUGGCUCGAAUGGCGAGGAGCGGAAGUACAAGGAUGACAAGUCCAAACGAGCACGCGUUGUUCGCGAGAUCAUCGAGACUGAACGGACGUAUGUCAAGGGUUUACAAGAACUUGUCGACAUCUACAUCAAACCAGCCGGCGCUCCAGUCAAUGUCCUUAGCGGUGUCGGUCAAAGCAAGGAUACCGUUAUUCCUGCUGCCGAACGCAAGGUUGUCUUUCAAGGACUUGAGUCACUGUUCUCUUUCCAUAAAGCCAGCUUCCUACCUGCGCUAGAACGGGCGGCAGCACCUGUCAUGCGGCCUUCGGACGAACUUCUCUUAGUCGAUGCAGAUGGCGAGACGUCUAUGAGUGCCGCUCGGGCUGUAGCACAGGCAUUUGUUUCGCAUGCGGCGUUCAUGAAGAUGUACUCAACAUACAUUAAUAACUUUGACAAUUCGGUGCAGCGUAUAAAGGCAUGGUUAUCAGACCGAUCCGGUUCACCGGGCCAAUCUCUGUCUCCCUCGUCUAGUUCUGCGGGAGUGGUGGGCCUUGGACUAGCCAUGUCUGCUAUCAGCACCCCAGGAGUUAUGCCAGAUGGAGGUCCGGUAAAUAGCAAUCUUGCUCCGUUGACUUCAAGUCAGAAGAAAAGAAUCAAGUCAUAUCUGAAGCGUUGCCGAAUGAAUCCUCGCCAUUCGCAACUCAACUUGGAAGGUUAUCUUUUGCUCCCUGUGCAACGGAUUCCACGGUAUAAGCUAUUGUUGGAAGAAUUGCUCAGAAGCUGCCCUCCAGUAUACGAGUACAUGGAAGAUCCUCUAGAUAAGGCACUGUCUGAGAUUUCCGUCUUGGCUACCAACAUGAACGAGGGUAAGCGGGAGUCGGAAUCUCGACGUAGACUGGUUCUUUGGCAAUCAAGAAUCCGGGGCAAAUUCCCCAGCCCUCUUGUACAACCUCACAGACGUCUCAUUAUGGAUGGACGUUUGCAUUUGACCCGAGUAGUACGGAAGGCAACAGUAUCAUUCGAAGUCAUUGACUCCAAGGGCGACGCGUCAACUGUACAAGUGGAGUGCUUGUCGCCGGAAUUAACUCCGAGAUCAUUGGUUGGCGUUCUUUGCAACGAUCUACUUGUUCUCUGCCGCGACCCUUCGGAUGGUCAGGAACCGAAUUCUAUGGUGGAUCUAUGGGCAGUCCUUCGCAUGCAGACGUUGCCUCAGCCGGCUACCAUUGUGCAUGGAAACGCCCUCCGCCUUGUGGACAACAAGGCGAUUCUUUAUUUCGAUGUCCCUUCUAACUCGGAAGCGCUUACAUGGUUCAGAGCAAUCAAUCUGAACAUGGCCCAAAAGACUUAAUCUCUCUUCGUUUCGACUUGCAUUACAUCAAACAUAUCGCUCACAGUCAUCAGUACUCACUUGGUCCCCCCUUUUGCAAAUUCAUCAUUAUAAUUGUAUUUACACCCCCUUUGCAAGGGUAUCGAUGCCGCCUUGACGAGCUGCAGUCCGCUCCUUCCUUGGCAUUUUUCGGAUGCUUGUUCUCUAUGCCUGUAUAUUCGCUCAUCCAUCCGACCCUGUGCUCCUAGCUUAGUACUUCCAAUCCUUUUCUAAGUUUAUUUUGCAUCAUCUGGUUUUCGACUUCGCUGCAUUAUUUUACCAUAGAGCUUUGUGUAUAAAAUGGGAAUAUGAUUUUUUUCUCUCUUGUUUGUUUCGCUUGAGCCGUCUGAGUGCUUGGUAG
Molecule: messenger RNA, 5418 nt
Organism: Somion occarium
Lineage: Eukaryota; Fungi; Basidiomycota; Agaricomycetes; Polyporales; Cerrenaceae
Source: the annotation of a GenBank genome assembly